UUAUAAAUAUAAACUAUCACAUAAAUACUAUUUAUUUAUUUUGUUAGCUCUUAACUAGUGGUUACUGUAAACUAUUUCAUUAUCAUAAAAAAGUAAUAUAAAAAGCAAAAGAAGCGAAAAAAGGAGAAGAAUCAAAAGUUAAAUUUUAAAUUGAAAAAGGCAAUGAGAGCAGGAGCAAUAGCUUAUCCAGGAAAAAUUAAUGACAUUUAUAUGAGAGAAAAACAGUAUGAAAUGCACAUUAACAAGUUAAAUGCCAUUCGUAACGAAAAGUCUCAUAUUGUAGUUAAAUCACCUUAAAAAUAAGUUGUUAUUGAUAACGUUAAAGAAAUAAAAAACAGGAGACUCAAGUAUAACGAGUAGAUGAAAAUAAGCAGCAUUCAAAAAGACAAUAACAGACUAUUAACAAAAUUAAUCUAGAUUUCAUAAAGGAGUAAUACAGCUUAUGUUGUAAAGAGACAUGAUAUCGAUGAUCCUUUGUUACAUCAUAAAAAUUUUUAUGCAAGAAAGAGAGAAGCAUUACAUAUUCAAUCAGAAAACGAGAGAAUUGCUAACAGAAUUAUGUAGUAAGAUGCAACGGUUAAAAAGAAAAAGUUAGAUUAAGAAUUCAAUUAAUAAAGAAAACUAAUGAGUAGACUUUCAAAACAUGAAUGGUAAAAUAAAGCAGUACUUAAAGUCAGAUAAAAUAUUAUGAGCUAAAUGUACAAUAAUAAAGAAAUGUCAAUUAUGUUCCCUCCAGUAGAUAACCAUGAGAUGAGAAAUUCUAGCUUUAACCAUACAAGAAACAAUAUGUCCAUGACUCCAGACAUCCAUUCUUAAAGAAACUAAAGUUAAACUGCUAUUUAACCUCCUUUAAAUAACACCUAAAAAAAUGUUAGAACAAAGAAAAGCUACAGCUAUCACAAUGGUAGAGCUAUAAACAUAUCUGGAGUUCAUAAAACAGAAGAGACUUAAAAUCAUUCAAUAGAGAAUAGUUAAUAGUAAUUGACGAGCAGUACUUUCCAUAACCCUAAAAGUAGCUAGCAACCUUAUAAAAAAUAAAAUUCUUCUAACAACACAAAACUAAAUAAUUCAUACUAAUAAAAUCGUAACAGUAAAACACCUGAGAGAUUAUAAUCAAAUGAAAGUUUUGCUAAAGAUUAAGAUAACGACAAAUAAAAAUCAGCAAAAUUUGGUUCUCAUGAUAAAUCUCUCUCAAUGUAUCACAGUUCUUAAUUCUAGUAAAAAGAUUCUAAAGAUGUAGAAUAGCAAUAUUCACAAAAAUUUGAAUCACCAUCAAAAUCUAUCUAAGAACAAAAUUCAGUGCAAGUUUCUCCUCAAAAAGCUUCUUAAUGA
Tetrahymena thermophila SB210 is the source of this 1332-nucleotide messenger RNA. RefSeq lists its product as hypothetical. The record is from RefSeq and is a predicted model, not a curated record. The transcript is spliced from 9 exons. Lineage: Eukaryota; Ciliophora; Oligohymenophorea; Hymenostomatida; Tetrahymenidae.